GUCACGUGAGCGGGCACUGCAAGAUGGCGGCGGUGGAAAGAGAAAGUUGGCGGCGGUGAAGGGUCGGUGCGACCGAGUGUGUGGCGGGAGGCGGACGCUCACUUCCCGGGCCCCUCGGAGAGCGGCGUGAAGUCCCGCCGUCAGUCCAGGUUCACACGGAGCCUGAACCAUGGCCACAAAUGGUGCAAAUUCUGCUUCAGUAAGCAACCACGCAACAAAAUCACAACUUGGGAUAAAAGUCAUUUGUGCAAAACUCAAGGAAAAUAAGAAGAACUGGUUUGGGCCCAGUCCCUAUGUGGAAGUGGCAGUUGAUGGCCAGUCAAAGAAAACUGAGAAACUUACCAACACACACAACCCCAAGUGGAAACAGCAAGUCACAGUGAUUAUAACACCGUUCAGCUUGAUCACUUUUAGGGUAUGGAGCCAUCAGACUCUGAAAUCAGAUGUCCUGCUGGGAUCAGCCACUCUGGAUGUCUGUGAGACGUUAAAAUCUAAUAAUAUGAAAUUUGAAAACGUGGUUAUAAAGUUACCACUCAACAAUGACCGUGAGAUUGUGGACGGUGGUGAGCUUAUUAUAUCCCUGGAUGGAUUAACUGUAGAUCCUGAAGUCCUGACAAAUGGAGAUUUUACAGCUGCAACAACCAACUCGACAAGUGAAGGUUCCCGGUGUGGUAGUGAGGCAUUUAUACUUAAUCCCUCCAGUGCAAAUGGUGACGCCAUCUCACAAGAAGGCUCGGUGGACUCUGGCUCUGCUGGUGAACAUAACGUAAAUGGCAGAGGUACUCCAUCACCGUCUCCAAACUCAAUGCCCGUAAGGCCACCGAGACCCUUACGGCCUCCACCUCCUGUCCCUUCCAGACCUGACAAUAUACCAGUGUAUGAAAAUGGGUAUUCGGUUCCGAUGGAGAAUGGGUCCUCCUCCGCUACUGUCCCAACUGUCACAAACACUGUGCCUUCGACGUCUGCUACAAACUUGCUAGAACCACCACCCAGCCUAGCACCACCAGCUGAACCCAUAUCUCCUGGUGAUCUUGCACUAAGCAGAGUGAGCAAGGGUCCACUUCCACCUGGCUGGGAGCAGAGGGCGGAUCAACAGGGUAGAUUCUAUUUUGUAGAUCACAUUGAGAAGCGAACAACCUGGGAAAGACCACAACCAUUACCUCCAGGCUGGGAGCGGAGGGUGGACGAGAGGCACAGGAUUUACUACGUUGACCACAUUACUCGGACCACCACGUGGCAGCGGCCUACGGUGGAGUCUGUCAGGAACUUUGAGCAAUGGCAGUCACAGAGAAAUCAGCUUCAGGGAGCCAUGCAGCAGUUCAACCAGAGAUAUAUUUAUUCGUAUCCUGAGUCAGUGGUGCCUGCUGAAUUUGACCCUCUUGGCCCGUUGUCAUCAGGAUGGGAAAAGAGAACAGACAGCAAUGGCAGAAUGUACUUUGUAAACCACUUAACACGUACCACUCAGUGGGAGGAUCCUAGGACAGAGGGAAUUCUCAAUGAAAAGCCCUUGCCAGAUGGAUGGGAGAUGCGGUUUACAGUCGACGGUGCUCCAUACUUUGUGGAUCAUAAUAGAAGAACAACAACAUACAUUGACCCACGUACUGGCAAGUCAGCACUAUCGAACGGUCCAAACAUCGCGUAUGUCCGUGAUUUCAGAUCCAAAGUCUCCUAUUUCAGGUUCUGGUGUCAGCAACUGGCUGCGCCUCAGCACAUAAAAAUAACUGUGACCAGGAAAACUUUGUUUGAGGAUUCGUUUCAGCAGAUCAUGAGCUUCAAUCCUCAAGACCUGCGAAGGAGGUUAUGGAUCAUUUUCCCCGGAGAGGAAGGCUUAGAUUAUGGAGGUGUGGCAAGGCAAUGGUUCUUCCUACUGUCCCAUGAAGUUUUGAACCCCAUGUAUUGCCUCUUUGAGUAUGCUGGGAAGGAAAGUUAUUGCUUGCAAAUAAAUCCUGCAUCUUACAUCAACCCAGAUCAUCUGAAGUACUUCCGAUUCAUCGGCCGUUUCAUAGCCAUGGCAUUAUUUCAUGGGAAAUUCAUUGACACUGGAUUCUCUCUGCCAUUUUACAAACGGAUUCUGAACAAAGCAAUAGUAACCAAAGACUUGGAAUCUAUCGAUCCGGAAUUUUACAAUUCCCUCAUUUGGAUAAGGGAGAACAAACUGGAAGAAUGUGGUCUGGAAAUGUAUUUCUCAGUUGACAAAGAAAUUUUAGGUGAAAUACAAACACAUGAGCUGAAACCUGAUGGCAAUAAUACACUGGUGACUGAGGAAAACAAAGAGGAGUACAUUGGACUUGUAGCUGAGUGGAGACUAUCGCGUGGCGUUGAAGAACAGACGCAGGCAUUCCUGGAGGGCUUUAAUGAAGUGCUUCCUUUACACUAUCUUCAGUCAUUCGAUGCCAAAGAAUUGGAGGUGCUGCUUUGUGGAAUGCAAGAGAUUGAUUUGAAUGAUUGGCAGAGAAAUGCAAUUUAUCGGAACUACACCAGAAACAACAAACAAAUAAUCUGGUUUUGGCAGAUUGUGAAAGAAAUGGACAACGAGAAACGAAUGCGUCUGCUGCAGUUUGUCACUGGGACGUGCCGUCUUCCGGUCGGUGGCUUUACAGAUCUAAUGGGAAGCAAUGGUCCUCAGAAAUUCUGCAUUGAAAAAGUUGGGAAAGAAAACUGGUUACCAAGAAGUCACACGUGCUUCAAUCGUUUGGAUUUGCCGCCAUACAAGAGCUAUGAGCAAUUGAAGGAAAAGCUGCUCUUUGCAAUAGAAGAAACUGAAGGAUUUGGACAAGAGUAACCCCAUAUAACAGUCUCAACCGAAGAGAGUUAACGUGCUGUCUGUUAUUUUAAGAGGCUUUGGAAAUGAGGAAUGCAUUUCCAUUUCUUAUGCUUUUCUUUCCAGUAGUCAUUUGUUUAGCCAGACGUGUCAGGUCAGACUAUUUCUGUCAGAAACCCUAUGGGAAAUGGCUGCAGAGACGUGCCUCGACUUUGUCUCUCUGUAUUUGCAAGUGAAAAACCCGAUAUUAUGGAGAAAUUGUACAUGUUCACAUGGAAUUAAUCUGCUGUGAUAAACAGCUUAAACCACAGUUUGUUCAUUUGCACUGUGUGUGAAGGAACAGGCAGGCUGACCCUGCACAGACAGGAAUACAAUUGGCUGCUAUUUAUGACUACGUGAGCUGGUUGAUUAGGCUUUCCGAGAUUUGAUUGCGUCUUGCAGCCGAGACUAAGCCAGGGCUGAGUAACUACCCGGCCUGUAUUGAGAAACAAACCAUGAUGGACUGUAUCUUACCCUUUUCCCUUCCUUUUUGCCUUCUGGUUGGAUUGUAUUUAUCAUGAUCUGUCAUUGGGGUCAUCUCCCCCUUCCCUCCUCUUACCUUAUCCAAUAGUCUGUCUUAACAGAUCUGCAGAUGCUAGUUUAAUACAAAGAUAGACAAAGUUCUGGCGUAACUCUGCGGGUCAGGCAGCAUCUCUGGAGAAAAAAAGAUGGGUGACAUUUCGGGUCUGAAGAAGGGUUCCAACCCGGAAUGUCAGCCAUCCUUCUCCAGAGGUGCUGCCUGACCCGCUGAGUUACUCCAGCACUUAUUGUCCAUCUUCGGUACAAACCAGCAUUUGUAGUUAUUUAUUUCUACAACCUGUCUUUGUCACAGGAUUUAUUUCUAAUUUGUUUUAAUAAGUUGAAAAACAGUUCAAGCAUGUCCUGUGAGGUUGAGAGUCUCCUUUCCAAUUGAGGAAUGCCCCAUUGUCAUCGUUCAACAGAUGCCCCCUGUACUUUUGUUGGUUUUCUUUUAGAAGUCAAUGAAACUAGCACACCAGUAGUAAUUGUGAUAAUAUCCCAAACCUAAUCCCCCUCUGCACAGUGUAGUUUGGAAAGCAGAAGUUUCUGCUCUGUAUUUUAAAAUGAAUCAAAAACUUAGCUGAGGUUAUGUAGCUCUAGUUUUAUAGAGCAUGAGUAGAGAAUGUUUGUGGUAUUCACAGUGCCCUCCAUAAUGUUUGGGACAAAGACCCAUCGUUUAUUUAUUUGCCUCUGUACUCCACAAUUUGAGAUUUGUAAUAGAAAGAAAAACCACAUGUGAUUAAAG
Messenger RNA from Amblyraja radiata (thorny skate), 4064 nucleotides. RefSeq names its product E3 ubiquitin-protein ligase Itchy. NCBI's taxonomy places the organism in Eukaryota, Metazoa, Chordata, Chondrichthyes, Rajiformes, Rajidae. Gene Ontology annotation, molecular function: protein binding; ubiquitin protein ligase activity. Gene Ontology annotation, cellular component: cytoplasm. The record is from RefSeq and is a predicted model, not a curated record. The transcript has 24 exons. Bases 170 to 2782 code for a protein of 870 amino acids. Gene Ontology annotation, biological process: protein K48-linked ubiquitination; proteasome-mediated ubiquitin-dependent protein catabolic process; protein K29-linked ubiquitination.